CUAGGAUUAAUACUUAUCUGUGCUGCAUUUUACUCACAUUUAUUGUGCUCAGGAGUCUAAUAAGGACUGUAUGAGAUAGAGCUGUUUGUGUGAGUUGAAGAUCCAUCAUCUUUGGAGAUCUGGUAAGAUGGGCACAAAACCUGUUCUUGUAGUCCAUGGUGGAGCUUGGGCAAUACCAGAUGAGUUUGCUGAAAGAAGCAUCCUGGGAGUUAAAAAUGCAGUUAAGAAUGGCUUUGCAGUGCUGGAAAUGGGAGGAAGUUCAAUGAAGGCUGUUGAAAUUGCUGUGCGGGCCUUAGAAGACGAUACUGUGUUUGAUGCAGGUCAUGGUGCUGUACUGAAUGCUGAUGGUUAUGUGGAACUUGAUGCAAUCAUCAUGAAUGGUAAAACUCUCGCUGCUGGCGCAGUCUCCUGCAUCAGGAACAUUUCUAAUCCGGUGACAUUUGCUUGUUCAGUCUUGGAAAAGACACCUUAUGUGAUGCUCACUGGAACAGGUUCUAACCAGUUUGCUGAGAAGCUAGGCAUACCUCAAGUGCCUGUAGAAGAGUUAGUAACAGACCAUGCCAAAGCUGAAUGGGAGCAAUACCGCAAAUACAAGCAGACUGUCAAAUCACUUUUUAACACAGAAUUGGUUCAUGACACAGUGGGUGCAGUUGCUAUAGACUGUGAAGGUAACAUGGCUUGUGCAACUUCAACUGGAGGCAUCACAAAUAAAAUGGUUGGACGUGUUGGUGACACCCCAGUCAUAGGUUCAGGUGGCUAUGCUGACAACCUUGUUGGUGCUGUCUCUGCAACUGGUCAUGGAGAGUCCAUCAUGAAAGUCACCCUUGCAAGGCUUAUCCUCUUUCAUAUGGAACAAGGUAAAACUCCAGAGGAAGCUGCAGAUUCUGCUCUUCACUAUAUGGAGAAGAGAGUCCAUGGACGGGGAGGAGUUAUAGUUGUCAGCAAAACUGGAGAAUGGACAGCACGAUUCACCACCAAGCGGAUGGCGUGGGCAGGCAUAAAGGAAGGCGUGUUAAUGUAUGGCCUAAAUCCAGGAGAAACAAUUCAAGAAAUACUUAAACCCUCCAAAUAAACUUUUUUUGGGAGGGGAUUUUUACAGUGGAUGUUAUUAUUAGUUUGUCCUACAUGAUUCUUAAUGAAGGGUGUAUGUAUCUGGC
Terrapene triunguis (Three-toed box turtle) is the source of this 1157-nucleotide messenger RNA. RefSeq names its product isoaspartyl peptidase/L-asparaginase-like. Bases 128 to 1072 code for a protein of 314 amino acids. NCBI's taxonomy places the organism in Eukaryota, Metazoa, Chordata, Testudines, Emydidae. Gene Ontology annotation, molecular function: asparaginase activity. The transcript has 7 exons. The record is from RefSeq and is a predicted model, not a curated record.